UCUCUCUCUCUUUAUAUAAUAUAUAUAUAUAUAGUAUUUUUGAAAGAAAUAUUUCAUUUUUUUGUACAGUUAUCAUCAACUACAAUAAUCUUUGUUAUGAUGUACAUUAAUACUGUAUAUACUCUAUUUUGUCUCUGAUUCAGGCAUGGUGCAAAAGCUGGACCAAAAGUUGCCUGUCGCAAAUGAGUACCUACUGUUGUCUGGUGGUGUGCGAGAAGGUGUGGUGGACAUGGAUCUUGAUGAACUUGGCAUCUAUAACCGUGGCUCUGACUAUGACAUGGCCUUCACCCUGUUGGUUCCUGCACUGAAGCUGCACGACCGGAACCAGCCUGUCACACUGGACAUGCGCCACUCAGCACUGGGUCACUCUUGGCUCAGCUUGCGACUUUUUGACGAUGGUACCAUUAACCGUUGGCGGGACUGCUGCACACUGACUGACCAUCUGAAUGGCACCACCAACUACUUCUUCUCACCCACACUGGUAGCUGACUGGUUUCAUGAAGCUGUUGGACUGGUGCUGGCAGAGUUACAGCGCAAGCCACAAAGGGGCACCCCGAGGGUGGAGCGGGUUGAGCGUCACAGCACAAUGCUGUCUAUGAUUUUAGGUGUGGGCAGCAGCCGCAUGCUUUAUGACAUUGUUCCUGUGGUGUCUUUUAAAGGCUGGCCAGCGGUUGCUCAGAGCUGGCUGAUGGAGAACCACUUCUGGGAUGGCAAAAUCACAGAGGAGGAGGUUAUCAGCGGCUUUUAUCUGCUGCCUGCCUGCUCAGCCUCUGGUUGCCAGGAAAAUGAGUGGCGUCUUUCUUUCGCCCGCAGCGAGGUGCAGUUGAAAAAGUGCAUUUCACCAGGCCUCAUGCAAGCUUACCAGGCAUGCAAGGCGAUUGUUGUCAAGCUUCUAGCCCAACCCACAGCUAUCAGUCCUUACUGCUUACGCAGCAUCAUGUUGUGGGCCUGUGACCGACUACCUGCAAGCUAUUUGUCACAGGAAGACUAUGCUGCGCACUUCCUGCUAGGUCUCAUUGAUGACCUGCAGCACUGCCUUGUCAACAAAACCUGCCCUAACUAUUUCAUCCCGCAGUGUAACUUGUUGGAGCACUUGUGUGAUGAAACCACCAUAUUUCAUGCCCGUAAGCUAGCACUGGUACGCUCAGAGCCGGUUGAACACCUACGCUCCAUCAUCGAACAAACUAAGGCGGCCAACAGACUGACACUGGAGAUGCAGCGUCGCGGGAGUACCUCAGGACUUCCCUCUCCGCUGGCAGAUCCUUCCUCAGUAGAUCACCAGCAGACAGACGACCGCUUGGCCAAGAAGCUACAGCAGUUGGUAACUGAGAAUCCAGGCAAGUCCAUCUCGGUGUUCAUCAACCCUGACGAUGUCACACGACCUCACUUCCGUAUUGAUGACAAGUUCUUCUAAAAACGAAGGUCUAUUUUCACUGCUCUGAUGGCUGAACCAAUGGGAUGUGUAUGACACCGUUGAUAAACUGGAGCUGUGUCCUUGUGCCUGCGUACAUCAGAUUGGAGAGGAUCUUUUGGAGGAAAUGUACUGCAACAGUUCUGGCCUUACUGAGUGGAAAAUCCCAACCAUUUGCACCUUCAAAUAGUGGAUUUCAUAUCAUGAUGACUCUGAGAAGAAGAGCUGUGUAAGUCUAGCAUAUUCUUGACAACGAUUUACAUAUGGAAUAUGGAAAUAUAGUAUAUGUCUUCUAGGUGGUAUUGUUAUUCUGAUGAAAAGCCUAAUGUAACAAACUAUAGAAUCAAACAUUCAUUUUCUCAUGUUUUGCAUCUGUGCUGACUGAGAUGACAUUUCCAUAUAUCACCUCUUUAUGUUUGUGGGCAAUUAACAUACCUUGUAGGAAACAACAGAAAAAUAUAUGUUAAUGAAAGCCAAACCUUUUCUAUCUAUAGGCAAUUAAAAUCAUAUUCCAUAAGUGCAAUUAAAAGAAUGUACAUUUAUGCCCAGUUGUCUACACUAGGCGUGACUUUUGUCGCGUUGCAUCGCGACAGCUAAAAGCUGUCUACGCUGAACGCGACAAACUGACCGUUGCAAAGCACUUAGACUAUGUCAGAAAUAGAAUGGGGAAUUUGUUUUGUCACGUCACGUUGCAUCCAGUGUAGACAAUAUCACUGAUUAUAAUGGGUUCUAUUGUCUUUUGACGCAUCACAUCCGGUGUAGACACUGUGUUAGAGUGAGGUUCUUGUAUUGACAAAAAUUUUCAACUACAGCAGGGGUAGCUAACGUCGGUCCUGGAGAGCCACAGUCCUGCAGAGUUCAGCUCCAACCCUAAUCAAACAUACGUGAACAAGCUAAUCAAGGUCUGAAGGGUUACCAGAAAGCUAUAGGCAGGUGAGUUUUUAAUGAGGGUUGGAGCUAAACUCUGCAGGACUGAGAUUCUCCGGGCCCGACGUUCGCCACCCCUGAACUAUAGCAAUGCGGAAUUGUCUGAAGCUUUUGCUGCUAUUGGGGAUUAAAAGGAUGUUUUGUUUUUUGAAAAUGAAUUAAUGAAAGUGACUAGUAGCUAUCCAAUAUAAGCCCACUUAUCACUAAUGUUAAAGAGAUAGUUCACCCAAAAAAGAACAUUUCUUUGUUCUGCUGAACACAGUUGUAGGGCACCAUUGACUUACAUAGUAUUUUUUUUUCUCCAUACUAUGGAAGUCAAUGGUACCUUACAACUCUUUAGUUACAAAUAUUCUUCAAAAUAUCUUCCUUUGUGUUCAGCAGAACACAAUAUAACACAGUAUAUUUAUACAGGUUUGGAACAACUUGAGGGUGAGGAAAUGACAGAAUUUUCAUUUUUGGUUGAACCAUCCCUUUAAUAGUGUCUCAAACAAACAAAUAAACAAACAAACAAAAAAAAAAUACAGAGAAGAACUAUUCCUUCAAUGGUGUCUCAAACAAAAAUAUGAAAAAUUUGUAGCUUGUACUGCUCCUCAAAAAAAAUCUAGCUUGCCUGUGUUGUUCCUCCAGUAAAUAAAGAAUUGUACAUUGUACACAGCUGUGUUGUUUUGGAACUUUUCUUGGUCAAAAUCAGUCAUUUAAAAUUGUUUUUGCAGAAUGUAAAUGAUUGCAUACAAAAAUAAUACAUAACACAAUCAAUAUUUGAAAUCAUAUUAUAUAUUUAGACAAAAAAGGUGUUAGAGCAUGUUUGAGCUGUGCUGUAAGCAUAGGAAGGAAUCAUAUGCAUCAUGGAAGUGCAAUUUAUAUUGUAACGAUCGGCCCAAUAGGUCAAUUUUACAUGGAUUAAAAUGGGGUCAGAUUAAACUGUGCGAGAGGUUAUGAGUGUUUAAACAGAUGAGACAGACAACAGAAAUAAAUAAAUAAAGUGUAUUUACAAUUUCCACAUGGAACUUAAAACAACACAAUAAAACUUGAAAAAC
Molecule: messenger RNA, 3375 nt
Organism: Megalobrama amblycephala (Wuchang bream)
Lineage: Eukaryota; Metazoa; Chordata; Actinopteri; Cypriniformes; Xenocyprididae
Product: nucleotidyltransferase MB21D2-like
Exons: 1
Coding region: 146-1414 (422 amino acids)
Source: RefSeq, a predicted model, not a curated record